GAAAAAAGAAACAAUAAUGCCUUAGGAAAAUCUCAAGAGAUGGUGGUUCUUCUUCGUCAACCGAACCAUAUCCACUUAUCAUCAUUGUUUCCAAGCAGCAGAAAGCCAUUGGGAUCACCACAGGUGAUAACCGCCGCGGCUGCAGGCAAGAGAAACGGCCGAGAGCUGGUGCUAUCCGGCGAGGUCAGGGCGGUGGAGCCGAAGAAAGCGGCGGAGGCGGUGGCGGCGGAGGGGUACGUGAUGUUGGACGUGAGGCCGGAGUGGGAGAGGGAGAAGGCGCGUGUGAGAGGGUCGCUGCACGUGCCGUUGUUUGUGGAGGAUACAGACAAUGGGCCGAUAACGCUGUUGAAGAAAUGGGUCCAUUUUGGGUAUAUUGGGCUCUGGACGGGCCAGAGAUUCACCACGUUAAAUGACGAGUUUGCCCUCCGAGUUCAGGAAGCUGUUCCGGACAAGGAGAGCAGGGUGCUUGUCGCCUGCGGCGAAGGACUCAGGUCACUGAUGGCGAUAGCGAAGCUGCACGAGGAAGGGUACAAGAGCAUGGGGUGGCUGGCGGGAGGGUACAACAGAGCGGAGAGAGAUGAUUUCCAGGAGACCGAAGGAAGAGAGGAGCUUAGAUUCGCUACCGUCGGAGGUGUAUCUUACUAUUUCCUCAAGCUGCUUUUACUGUUUCAGACAUUCAGCCGUUGAAAACUUGAUGGAUGAGUGUCCGAAUUUCUAGCCAUCGAUCGCUAAAUCAGAUUCUCAUAAUGGGUUUAGAAGGAA
Messenger RNA from Tarenaya hassleriana, 762 nucleotides. RefSeq names its product rhodanese-like domain-containing protein 10. The transcript has 2 exons. Bases 40 to 687 code for a protein of 215 amino acids. Lineage: Eukaryota; Viridiplantae; Streptophyta; Magnoliopsida; Brassicales; Cleomaceae. The record is from RefSeq and is a predicted model, not a curated record. Gene Ontology annotation, cellular component: chloroplast.